AUGGGUCGCCGGCUUGAUAAAGACGACUACACCAUCGCGUGGAUAUGCGCACUAGACGUCGAAGUCACCGCAGCGGUCGCAAUCCUUGACAAACAACACAACCCACAACCUCAAGAUGAAGCAGAUAAAAACGCGUAUAUACUGGGUGAGGUUGGGGAUUACAACAUAGUAAUCGCAUGCCUACAAGCCGGGAGUUAUGGCACCACGUCAGCAGCGGUAGCUGUGACUGGAUUAUGCCGGAGUUUUCCAUCGGUAACUGCUUGCUUGAUGGUCGGAAUCGGAGGCGGGGCACCGUUUCUGCCACAACGAGAUAUUAGACUCGGAGAUAUAGUUGUCAGCGAACCCGUCGCGGGUGUAGGACUUGGAGGAGUCGGUGGGGUUUUGCAAUAUGACUUUGGGAAAACGGUUGAGGAUGGCAGGUUCGUUCAUACGGGAGUGCUAAACAAACCACCGGAGCUGUUCCUUACGACUUUGACGAAACUGAAGGCUGAAUAUCCGGAGAAGAUAUUCAGCAAGAAUAUCAUUGAUAAAAUUUUGAAAAGAGAGUCGACAGCUCCAAAGUUCGCUCGUCCUCCUGAUGAUAGCGAUCGGCUUUUUCAAUCGGAGUAUGCUCACCCUGACAAGGAUGUCUCCUGCGAUAAGUGCAACGUUAGCGACGUGGUCCAAAGACCCCUUCGUGCGAGGUAUCAAUCGGAACCAUACCUUCACUAUGGGUUGAUUGCGUCUGGAAACCAGGUUAUGAAAGAUAGUAUCACCAGAGAUAAACUAACUAAGGAUACCGGAGUCCUAUGCUUUGAAAUGGAAGCUGCCGGACUGAUGGAUAAGCUCCCCUCCCUCGUCAUUAGAGGCAUUUGCGACUACUCGGAUAGUCACAAGAAUAAGAUAUGGCAGCCAUACGCAGCCCUCGCGGCCGCUGCUUUUGCAAGGGAAUUGUUAACUCGACUCCCGCAUAGGGAAAAAAAGGAGAGAAUACGAGCUGUAAAAUGCGAAAUUAAGUUACAAAGAGCUGAAGAGGCUGCAUACGGGAGUGCCGCGGAUCAGUACGAACCGGAGUGCUUGCAAGGAACUAGAACCGACCUAUUGGAACAAAUCACGCAAUGGGUAGAGGACCCGAGUGGAAAAUGCAUAUUCUGGAUGAGUGGGAUGGCUGGUACUGGAAAAUCUACGAUUUCAAGGACAGUGGCGAGGUCGCUUCAAGCUCGUCAUCAAUUAGGGGCUAGCUUUUUCUUCAGGAGAGGCGAAGCUGAUCGCAGUACUGGGAGACUCUUUUUCACUACAAUUGCCUAUCAGUUAGCGAACCAUUUGACCAAGCUGGGGUCAUCAAUCGUGAAAGCAGUUGAGGACGAUCCCGGAAUCUCGGGUAAGAACUUCGCGGAACAAUUCGACAAACUCAUCUUUAGACCUCUCGCCGGGUUGGAGCCCGUUUCGGAUAAUUCGAGGGAAACUAUCGUCCUGCUAAUCGAUGCUCUGGAUGAAUGCCAACGAAAAGUGGACAUACCGAUUAUUAUUCGCCUUCUCGCCCUUUUACCGGAAAUACAAGGGAUUAAGGUUAGAGUGUUCCUGACAAGUAGGCCGGAACUACCUAUACGUCCCGCAUUCAAGAAGUUACCGGGAGGCACAUAUGAUGACUUGAUUCUUCACGAAGUUCCGAAGAUCAAAGAGGACAUCUCAACUUUUUUGCGUUAUGAACUCGCAAAUAUAGCCGCCGACAGCGACCGGGAUUUGGAACUCGGCUGGCCAGGGGAAGAAAGACUCCAAAAACUGGUGGAGAUGGCUGCCCCGUUAUUCAUCUACGCCGCGACCUUGUGCCGUUUUAUUGGGGAUGAAAACUGGGAUCCCGAACAACGAAUCAAAGUGCUUGUCAGAUACUUUGAGUCCCAAAAUUCGCGCCGUGUGAGCUCGAGAAAGGGGACUAAUAGCGAUAAAAAGGCCUGGCAGAGGUCGCAACUUGAUGCAACCUACCUCCCGAUCCUCGAGCAACUAAACGUUGGAGAUUCGGCCGAAAGAGAGAAGGUGGCAGCAGAGUUCAAAGAUAUUGUUGGCACCAUUAUUAACCUAGCAAGCCCAUUAUCAGUUCCGUCCCUGGCGCGUCUCAUAUUUGUUGAAGAGUCCACAAUUGAUUCCAGGCUUAGGCAUCUACACUCUGUACUCGAUAUACCAAAAGACCGCUAUGGUGCAGUGCGGACUUUUCAUCUAUCCUUUCGGGACUUUCUUGUGAACCCCGAACUCGAGGGCAGGAACGAGUUCUGGGUAGAUGUCAAGGAGGCGCACAGAAAGAUCGCUAGCAAGUGCAUAGAUCUAAUGUCCGGCUGCGGGAAGCAUCGUUCGCCCGGUUCGUGGGGCGGGCUAAACAAAUGGGGUCUAAGGGAAAACAUCUGCCGUAUCAAGUCACCUGCCACACCGAAGCCCGACAUAGAUAAAAAUGUUAUUGAACAAAGCCUACCUCCAGAGCUCCAAUACGCAUGUCGUUAUUGGGUAUACCAUCUUAAAGAAAGUGGGGACUCCAUUGAUGACAAUAGCCAAACGUAUACCUUUCUGCGAAAGCAUCUUCUUCAUUGGCUUGAGGCAACGAGUCUUUUAGAUAAUAUGGUCAAUGUUAUAGAUACAAUUGACACCCUAACUUUAAUCAUAGGUGGAAACGAUGGGAACAAUUUAUCCGAGUUGCUUUAUGAUGUCAAAAGAUUUACGCUCCAGAGCUACUUUAUCAUCGAAAAAGCGCCCUUACAGGUUUAUUGUUCGGCGAUAUUAUUCACCCCGGAAAGCAGCGCCGUGAGAAGGCUUUUUGGCUCGCAAAAGCUGAUUCGGCGGGUGUGGGAAAUUUCUUGGGUGAAUUCUGAAUGGAGCGCUUUGCUUCAAAGGUUGGGGGGUCAUACUAGCUGGGUGUGCGAUGUUAUGUUUUCGCCCGAUGGCCAAACCCUGGUGUCGGCAUCUCGUGAUGGGUCUAUUAAGCUCUGGGACCCUGCUACUGGAAGGCUGCUGCAAAAACUAGAAGGACAUGUUUCCGUUCGAGCUGUGGCAUUCUCGCUUGAUGGUAAAACAAUUGCAUCGGGGCUUGACGAUAAGACUGUUAGGCUGUGGAGUGCAGGUACUGGUAGACCGAUAGGAAUUCUGGAGGGGCAUGAAGAUUCAGUUCGCCGCCUGGCCUUUUCGCCUAGCGGCACAGUUCUUGCGUCGGUAUCUGAUGACAAGUCUAUCAUACUAUGGGAUACCGAAAGCGGCGAGAUGUUGCAGAGACUGGAGGGACAUACAAAAGCAGUUAACGGCGUAGCAUUUUCGCCUGAUGGAUCGUUGAUGGCGUCGGCAUCGGAUGAUAAGACUAUUAAGCUGUGGGACGCACGCGACAAUAUGCUGCUGCGCACACUAUCGGGGCAUGAGGGAGAGAUAUACUCUGUAGUAUUCUCACCCGAUAGCCAGAUUUUAGCAUCUGCAUCUGAAGACAAAGCAAUUGGAUUAUGGGACACAGCUACCGGUAACCAGCUAAAAUGGUUGAAAGGACAUUUAGACGAGGUUAAUACGGUGGCAUUUUCUCCUGAUGGUAGAUUUUUAGUAUCUGGAUCUCAGGAUGGGAUGAUCAUUUUAUGGAACACGGAUAGCAGAGAGCUAUUUCAGAUACUAAGGGGGCAUUCAGACUAUGUUUGGGCUAUAACGUUCUCCCCCAACGGAAGGAUGUUGGCAUCGGCAUCUGCUGAUCGCACCAUCGGGUUGUGGGAUGCUAGUAUUUGCGCUGGCAGACAGUUGGAUGGACAAGCACAGGCAGGGAAUUCGGGUCCAGUCACAGCUCUAGCAUUGUGUUCAAGCGGUAAAACUCUUGCAUCUGCGAUCGAAAAGGGGGAAGUCGCGGAGGUCGGGCUAUGGGAUGUGGGUACCAAGACGCAGCUGCGAACGCUAAAUUGUGAUUGGCGGGUGACAAAAGUGGAAUUUUCGGCCGACGGUAAGACUUUAGCAUUAGCGGGUGGAGCUGAGGGAGAGGAAUCCGAAAUGAGUCUCUGGGAUAUCAGUCCCAAGCGUGAGAGUCCACAUUGGAUGCUGGAUAUGGACAGUUUCAAUAUAUGGAAGACAACCACGCCAUGGCGAUUGGAGGGACACACUGAAGUAAUCAAUACACUGACCUUUUCUCCGGACGGCAAGGUUUUGGCAUCGGCGUCUGAUGACAAAACUGUCGGGCUAUGGGACGCCAGCACCCUAAAGAAAGGACUAUGGGAUUUGCGAAGCCCAAAUACUAGAAAACCGCUCUGCCUACUAGAGGGACACACUCGAUGGGUCUAUUCCGUAUCUUUCUCGCCUGACAAUAAGAUCCUGGCGUCGUGUUCUCAUGAUCAGACCAUCAGGCUUUGGGAUAUCGAUACAGAUCCUGGAAAAAUUCAAUCGCAAUGUACCAGCUUACGGCAAGUGCUAAAAGGGCACACUCGUUUGGUCUGCGCCGUGGUGUUCUCAUCGGACGGCAAGAUCCUUGCUUCAGCUUCUGAGGAUGAAACUGUUAGGCUGUGGGACGUGGUUACUGGGGCAUUACUGCAGACCAUUGCCAGGGACAGCGUAAAUCUGUCUCUAGCAAAUGAUGGUAUACGUAGUUGCUAUGUCAAUGUGGGAAAACACUCGUUUGCUUUUGGGUCUGGUGCCCCGCUUCUCGUUGACCACGGGGACUACCGAAACAUACCUUUGUACGACGGGGAAUGGUUAACUCUGGGAAAGGAGAGGCUUGUCUGGCUUCCACACACUCAUAGAUCAAAUCGGUAUGUCUCCACCGGUAGCCUACUUGCUCUUGGUUUGAGUUUGAAUUCUGGUGCUGUCUGGUGCAUUGACGUUCAACUCCUUUUUGAUUUGCUUCCUUUGUAA
Orbilia oligospora ATCC 24927 is the source of this 4833-nucleotide messenger RNA. RefSeq lists its product as uncharacterized. Gene Ontology annotation, molecular function: catalytic activity; protein binding. Gene Ontology annotation, biological process: nucleoside metabolic process. The transcript has 3 exons. NCBI's taxonomy places the organism in Eukaryota, Fungi, Ascomycota, Orbiliomycetes, Orbiliales, Orbiliaceae. Bases 1 to 4833 code for a protein of 1610 amino acids. The record is from RefSeq and is a predicted model, not a curated record.